AUGGUGUGCCAUGGAAUUAUAGAGAAACCAAACCAGAGACCACAUGGAUGUCAUAAACAUGGAAGGAGGAACCUGCAUCAACGUCAACAAUCCAGAUGUUCGGCUAUUGCUGUUGCAGCAGCCCUCAACAUGUCAAUCUUCACAUUCCACAACCGCCUCUUGCGUUGCGUCUCCAGGCUUUUCCGUCUAUCCACCAAAGGUAGCGCAACUCCUAGCCGCCGAGCCACCAUGAAACAUGGCUACAAAAAGAUCAAGAAACACGAGCAUCAUCAUCAGCACCUUCUGAGAAAACGCCAUGACAAGAAGAGGACCAUCUUUCUUGAUCUCGAUGAAACAUUGGUGCACUCGUCCAUGGAACCACCUCUCCGGGUUAAUGUCGACUUCAUGUUGAGGAUAAAGAUCGAAGGAGUUGUCACACCGAUGUAUGUGGUGAAACGACCAGGAGUUACCGAGUUUCUUGACAGGAUCGGUAAGAAUUACCGAGUGGCGGUUUUCACAGCCGGUUUGCCUGAAUAUGCUUCGCAGGUUUUGGAUAAACUUGACAAGAACCGUGUGAUCUCGCAGCGGCUGUAUAGAGAUUCAUGCACGGAAGUGAACGGGAGAUAUGCCAAAGACUUAUCGUUGGUGGCGAGGAGAGACCUCGGGAGUGUUUUGCUAGUUGAUGAUAAUCCUUUCUCCUACUCUUUGCAGCCUGAUAAUGGAGUUCACAUUAAGCCGUUUGUGGAUGACAUGGAAGAUCAAGAACUGAUGAAGCUUGCUGACUUCUUCGAUGGAUGUUAUCAGUACGAAGAUCUAAGGGAUGCUGCAUCAGAACUUCUAUACAAGUACAACAAAAUGAUUUGAUGAACAUAUAUAUAUUGCUUCUAUUUGCACUCUGCUUUCUUUUUUCUUUUAUAUAUUUCUUUGGCUAUUGGUAUUUUUUGCGUUGGAAAAGGAAUGCUUCAUUCCUUUUCAGCGUUUUUACUUGCAUAAAUAUGUGAUUGUAAAUUGUACUAUAACCAAAAAAAUUGUAAAAAGAAAAAAGGAAUAGUUUUGGACUAGCAGAUUAUCAGUAACAAGAGAUGAUGCUAUCAUCUCAAGUAUAAUGAGCUCCCUGAGGCUAUUAACUUCAUGUGCUUUGAGACAUAUCACAGAGGAUUCACCCUUGAAGCUCUGAGUUGUCCAUGCUUAACCCAUAGAAAACCAUUUCAGAUAUUUGUUCAAUAUAAUAGUGUAGAUCUUGUUUCUUUUUUUUUUUAACUAAAUAGUGUAGAUCUUGGCUUUAGUCCCUUUGGACUUGACACUAAAGAAGAAUGGUUUUAAUAAAUGAAGACCUGAACCAUUAUACUUUGAUUAAAUUAUCAGUAAGUGAUUGGUAUUGGAUAGUCCCAUUCUAAAUUAUUUAAUGGGUUACUUUAAAAGGAUUAUGUCAAACGUGAAACAACUUUAAGUUAGAAACAAAAACUGACAGGUUUUCUUGUUUAAGUAGUUCACCAGGUUCCCCCAAGCCAUAUCUAUACCUCAACUUGUUGGAACUCGUUUUUUGACAAAGUGGUGUGGAUCAUUUUCCGAUGGAUUUUUCGACGGAGACGUCUGUCGGAAAAACUGGAAUUUGGGCACGAUGUAAUCGUCACCAUGAACACUAUGAGUUAGUGUAUUUGAUUGUUAAAACCCAAGUUAUUUUGAAUGAAAAAUGGAGGUCCAAAAAUAAAUAUAUAAAAAGCUUAUAAAGCAUUUUAUUUGGCUAAAUUUAGCAUAUGUUUUAUUUUGGAUAUUUGGGUUUGAAUUUGGAUUUGAAUUUGUUGAUUGAACAAUAUAUCAAUUAACUUAUUCUUUCAAAGUUUAUUAGUGAUAAUCUUUUAUGUUUUAUUAAAGCAUAAAAAUGCAAACCCACAAAAGUAAUUCAUUGGCUUUGAAUUGAUUUGGUCAAAAAAGCAAUAAUUACUUUGUCAACGUAAGUGAGUCAUGGAGAAUCAAUUUCCAUUACUGCACUACAAUAUAAACGUUGGUUGACUCCAUAAUAUGUAACGUAGCUUUAACUUUUGAAGUUAAAUAUCAAACGUGUAAGGCUCAUUCAGAGACGAAUAGAAAAAACAAAUCCCUCACAUUAUUUUUUUUCUCUCUUCUUUCUCUUUGAUAUUUUCCUUGAGUCUGAGAGUAUACACAAAACUAGUUUCGCCAGGCUUCUGAUAGAGUGACGCAAAUCAGAAGAUUUUUGCAGUUGUAUCUUGGGACUCAUUACGUUAUCAAACCGUCGCACUACGGGACGUAUUUUGAGUUAAGGAAAGAGAUAAUAUCUCGCCUCUGCAGUUGUAUCAUCCUUUUCUUAAUCUUUGGUAUACUUUUAUCAAUUUUAUUCUUUACAAUAUUCAGCUCUCCGUAGUUUAUAUAAUACGGUCCCAUCACAACUGUAAUAAUCCCAUUAUAAUCUUCAAACCUCUUAAUCCUAACUAAGCUUAUAAGGUAUAUCUUGUUGGUUCAUGUUGUAUGUGCAUUGUUGUCCAUGAGUACAUAAAACAGCAAACAUAUGCUCUAAUUGUCUUAACUGAAACUUUCUAAAAUUAGGCAUCUGCUUUACCUCACCUUUAAUAUUCCCAUAAACAAAACAAAACUAAGCCAAAUGUUGCACUUCGAUUCUAAAUAUUAUCGUAUAUAAAGCUAGCAGAUGAUAAAUUCAGAAACAUUUAACAGUACCAAGCUUUCCAUCUGAAGAGAUGCAAGUUUGUUUUGUCGACUUCUUUGGAGAAUUAAAGAAGUUUUCUUGACGGCACUAUGAGCUGCAAGUUUGCAUGUCGUCU
This is a messenger RNA of Brassica napus (rape), 2777 nucleotides long. RefSeq names its product probable C-terminal domain small phosphatase. NCBI's taxonomy places the organism in Eukaryota, Viridiplantae, Streptophyta, Magnoliopsida, Brassicales, Brassicaceae. The transcript has a single exon. Gene Ontology annotation, molecular function: phosphoprotein phosphatase activity. The record is from RefSeq and is a predicted model, not a curated record. Bases 1 to 843 code for a protein of 280 amino acids.